This is a messenger RNA of Alexandromys fortis (reed vole), 4314 nucleotides long. RefSeq names its product Rho GTPase activating protein 30 (gene Arhgap30). The record is from RefSeq and is a predicted model, not a curated record. The transcript has 12 exons. Gene Ontology annotation, molecular function: GTPase activator activity. NCBI's taxonomy places the organism in Eukaryota, Metazoa, Chordata, Mammalia, Rodentia, Cricetidae. Gene Ontology annotation, biological process: small GTPase-mediated signal transduction. The coding region runs from base 274 to 3582 and encodes 1102 amino acids.
GAAAGGGCCAGGGCUCAGCUUGGCCACGAGAUACAGCUUCAUGCCAGGGUUCUGGUAGCUUCCUCUUCCACAUCCACUUCCGUGUGGCCCCGAGUGGGCCCCAGAGGCAAGUGCUGCUGUCCGUUGCCCAAGCCACCCUCCACCUCCAGUUUGGAGCCCUGCCCCUCUAGGGCUGGGCCAAACCCAACUACUGACUGGGAUUCCAUGGGGGACUGGUAGGUCAAAGGUCUUGGGGAACAGAAGUGGUGGGGCCAGAUCCUGGGGGCUCUGGCCAUGAAGUCUCGGCAGAAAGUAAAGAAGAAGGGCUGCUCCAAGGAACGAGUGUUUGGGUGCGACUUACAGGAACACCUACAGCACUCGGGACAAGACGUGCCCCAGGUGCUAAGGAGCUGUGCAGAGUUCGUGCAAGAGUAUGGAGUGGUGGAUGGGAUCUACCGCCUCUCAGGGGUCUCCUCUAACAUCCAGAAGCUCCGGCAGGAGUUCGAGGCCGAGCGGAAGCCGGACCUUCGGCGGGACGUGUACCUCCAGGACAUUCACUGCGUCUCCUCCUUGUGCAAGGCCUAUUUCAGAGAGCUGCCAGAUCCCCUCCUCACUUACCGGCUCUAUGACAAAUUUGCCGAGGCAGUGGCAGUGCAGCUAGAGCCAGAACGCUUGAUCAAGAUCCUUGAUGUGCUCCAGGAACUCCCUGCCCCAAACUACAGGACGCUGGAGUUCCUUAUGAGGCACUUGGUCCACAUGGCCUCAUUUAGUGCCCAAACCAACAUGCAUGCCCGAAACCUGGCGAUUGUGUGGGCCCCCAACCUGCUGAGGUCUAAGGACAUAGAGGCCUCCGGCUUCAACGGGACCGCAGCGUUCAUGGAGGUGCGAGUGCAGUCCAUUGUCGUGGAGUUCAUCCUCACCCAUGUGGAGCAGCUCUUUGGGGGUGCCUCCCUCCCUGCUGGUGCAGAUGUGGAGAGCGGAUGGCUGCCAGGGGCCCGGGCAUCAGGCAGCUCUGAGGACCUCAUGCCCAGGCCUCCUCCCUACCACUUGCCUAGCAUCUUACAGGCUGGCGAUGGACCACCACAGAUCCGGCCCUACCAUACCAUCAUUGAGAUUGCAGAACACAAGAGAAAGGGAUCUUUGAAGGUCAGGAAAUGGCGAUCUAUCUUCAAUUUGGGUCGCUCUGGCAAUGAAACAAAACGUAAACUUCCACUGCGGGCUGAGGACAGGGAAGAAAAAGCCAACAAGGGGACACUGCGGCCCGCUAAGAGCAUGGACUCACUGAGUGCUGCAGCUGGUGCCAUUGAUGAGCCAGAGGGACUGGUGGGGCCCAGCAGUCCUCAGUCAAGCUCACUGAUGUCUGAGAGCUUGGAGAAUAAUUCCAUGGAUGCAGCAGAGGGUGAACAGGAACCUGAGGCCGAGGCACAGGGCAGUGCGAAUUCUGAGCCAGGAACUCCACGAGCUGGGCGGUCAGCUAUUCGGGCCUCGGGGAGCAGUCGUGCGGAGCGUUGUGCCGGUGUCCACAUCUCAGACCCUUACAACGUCAACCUCCCGCUACACAUAACCUCCAUCCUCAGUGUACCUCCAAACAUCAUUUCUAACGUCUCCUUGGUCAGGCUUACCCGUGGCCUUGAGUGUCCCGCCCUACAGCCCAGGCCAAAUCCCACCUCAGGUCCUGGCCCCGGCCCCGGCCCUGGCCCCCCAGAUGAGAAGUCGGAGACAAGAUCAGCCCCAGGUCCCCUGGCUGACUCAAACCCAGCAGACAUGACUCCUGCCCUGGAGGACUCCUUGUCCCAGGAGGUGCAGGAUUCCUUCUCCUUCCUAGAGGACUUGAGCAGCUCAGAGCCUGAGUGGGUGGGGGUGGAGGAUAGGGAGGUGGCCAAGGCAGAAGCCGCAGGAGCAGCAGGAGCAGCAGGAGCAGCACCUUUCUCCCUUGGGGAGGAUGACCCUGGGAUGGGCUACCUGGAGGAGCUCCUGGGAGUUGGGCCUCAGGUGGAAGAGUUCUCUGUAGAGCCACCCCUGGAUGAUCUGUCUCUGGACGAUGCACAGUAUGUCCUGGCUCCUAGCUGCUGCUCCCUCGAUUCUGCUGGUCCCACACCUGAUGUGGAAGAAGAAAAUGGGGAAGAAGUCUUCCUGAGUGCCUAUGAUGAUUUGAGCCCCCUUCUGAGCCCUAGAUCCACGAACUGGGAGGGUGUAGCGAGACUGGAGGAAGAGGCAGCAAGAUGUGGGAAACAACCUCCAACACAGGCUGAAGAGAAAGAGGCGUGCCGGGAAGCUGAAGAGGACAAGGAAGCUGGGCCUGGAAGCACAUCAGCUAACAGGGAAGAUGCUGAGGCAACUCCAGAGGCUGAGAUGGAAGUUGGGGAAGCUGAUGAAGAAGGAGGGGAAGAGGAAAGAAGCCAAAAGGUGAUGGGUAGUUUUGAAAAGGGGAAUAGUGAAGAGAUAGAGACCGUGGAAGGAAAUUCCAAAGGUCAAGAGGUUGAAAGUAUAGAGACCAAAGAUACAGAGAAAACAAGAGAAGAGGAUAAAGACAAGCAGGAAAGAGAGAGUGGGAGAAAAGAAGGAGCUGAGAAAGGAGAGGACACCCCCGUAGAAACUGGAAUGGAUCCAGAGCAUCCCGUCCAGGAAUACCUGCUUCCUGGAGAGAGCUGGGAAGCGGUACACAACCAAGAGACUGAGAAAGGCAACAAGGAUGAGAUCAAAGGACUGAGUGGGAAUACUGACCACCAGUCAAGAGAAGACCAAGGACAUAGUGCAGAUGGUAGAAGUCCAGUAGAAGAUAAUGAUAAUGGGGAGGAAGGGGAGGUCAGCAAGGAAGAAAAAGGUAUAGAUAUAGAAACUGAAGGCAAGAGAGCUGUUGGUGACCACUUAGAAGAGGGGGCCCUCUCUGAAGAGCCAGGUGUGGAGUUCCUGGAGGUUGACGGUACAGAAGAAGUCAAUGAACAGUCUUCUGAGAUGGAACAAGGCCCUCCACAGCCAUCUGAACCAGAGGGGAUGGAGGCUGAGGGACAGCUCAGUUCUGAGGCAUGUGACUUGAACUCUUGUCCCUGUGGUUCAACUGGUGGUGUGGGCAUGCGUCUGGCGUCUACCCUAGUUCAGGUCCAACAGGUCCGCUCUGUUCCUGUAGUACCCCCCAAACCACAGUUUGCCAAGAUGCCCAGUGCAAUGUGUAGUAAGAUCCAUGUAGCACCUGCAAACCCAUGUCCAAGACCUGGUAGGCUUGAUGGGACUCCUGGAGAAAGAGCUUGGGGGUCUCGUGCUUCUUGGAGGAACGGGGGUAGUCUUUCCUUUGAUGCUGCUGUGGCCCUGGCCCGGGAGCGCCAGAGAACUGAGGCGCAGGGAAUUCGGCGGACCCAGACUUGUACUGGGGGUGGGGAUUAUAGCCUCAACUCCAGAACCUCUCCCUGUAGCAUGAUUCCUGCCCAUUCUUCCCGGCCCCUUAGCUGUCUGGAACUCCCACCUGAGGGCACAGAAGGGUCUGAGCCCAGGAGUCGGCUUAGUCUGCCUCCUAGAGAGCUUCACCCCCCUGUCCCUCUUAUGUCCCCUCAGCGUCAGACAUAUGCCUUUGAAACACAGACUAACCGUGGGAAAGAAGGGCUGUGAUUAGGAUGGGACAAGAGGAAUCAGAAAUUUAUCGUCAAUCUCUGGAACCCUCACCCAGCUGUCGUUGCACCCUUGGCAGCUGAAGUGUCCAAUUCCAUAGGCUUGGGUCCUCCAGCUACUUGUUUUGACCACGAGAGGCAUUGCCUUGAUGGGUUUACUUGAGUUUGUGUUAGACACAAAGCACUUAUCUCUUAGCAGAGUCUUAAGAAAUAUAGGAAGAUCUUAUUCCCAUGAAGUUGUAAUUAUUAACCAAAACAUAGGGUAGGUAGAAACUUAUUAUUUUUCUUAAAUUUAAAUACAUGGGGGGGGGUGAGGAUUCCAGUCAAACUCCUGCCCUCUUCUGAGGCUGUGAACAUCUCUUCAUAGAAGCCUAAGGCAGAUGUGGAAAAUAUAGGGCCAGAUACAGAAUUGCUCACUCCUGUUUUGUUCCCAGAUCCUUAACUAUCUCCUGACCCUUUUAGCUCCAGAUUAGGGGAAACACAUCCAAGAAGCUCUUUAAAGUCCUCAGUGUUCACUGAAGGAAAUGGAUGGCAUCUUCUGCCUUCAAUUAUUUGCAGAGGAAGUCCUGUACAGAUCUCUCUGGUCUUUCUUUUUCCCAUUAGAAUAACCUCCUAUUUCAGGAACGGGAUGUCUGAUCAUCACUCUGGCCCUGGCACUGUUUCUCUGCACAGGUGGGAGCUAGAGGCCUCAUUUAGCCAUGGUGGCUGUUUGAUAAUAAAAAUUGAAUUUUUU